Coregonus clupeaformis (lake whitefish) is the source of this 1534-nucleotide messenger RNA. RefSeq names its product intercellular adhesion molecule 1. The transcript is spliced from 11 exons. Gene Ontology annotation, biological process: cell-cell adhesion; regulation of monoatomic ion transport. Gene Ontology annotation, molecular function: integrin binding; ion channel regulator activity. The coding region runs from base 204 to 1250 and encodes 348 amino acids. The record is from RefSeq and is a predicted model, not a curated record. Gene Ontology annotation, cellular component: membrane. Lineage: Eukaryota; Metazoa; Chordata; Actinopteri; Salmoniformes; Salmonidae.
CCCACGUGUGAGAGCCAGCAAACAGAAAGAGAAAGAGUGGGUGAGAGAAAACAACUGCAGUGAGCAAGGGAUGGAAGGAGGAAGUAAUGAGCAGAAGGGUGUGGUCGAUUAACGGUUCCUCACUGAUUCCUGACUGACACACAGAGGAAAGAGGCCGUGGAUACUGCUCUGGAACGAGCUCCGGAACUACGUGACAACUCAGUAUGGACACCAAGAUUCAGCUGAGCUGGAUGGCUGUAUGUCUGUUUCUCACACUACCAGGGUCCCUUGCUCAGAGCCCUACCACCACACACCCGAAUCGACCGGUGAAAGUGACUCUGGUGGCGAACAUUACUGCCGCCCCCUCUCCAGCCAGAACUGGUGGGCCUACACAUGUCUCCUGUCCUGUUGAGCUCAACCCUCCCAGAGUAGUGGUGAGAUAUGGAGACUCAGUCUCAGUCAACUGCACAUCGUCCAUAGACUCUGAGGGGAUGGGCUGGGAGGCCACAUACGGAGGUACAGGUGUGCAGGAAGAGGUCAACUUUGUCACCUGGACUGUGAGAAGCCUCAUAGACUGGACAAUACAACCCGAAUGCUACAUUAAUCCACACAAUGAAUCGCAGUGUACUGAGAUUCUCCCUGUCAUUCUCUACAAGACUCCAGACAGCGUGUCUAUUCCUCCUCUGAACCACUCUGGUCCAAUGGUGGAGGGGAAGGAGUACCAGCUGCAGUGUGACAUCCACAACAUCGCUCCUCUACAGAACCUGGUUGUGAGGUGGUACAAAGGGAAUGAAACUAUAGAGAUUCAAAGGUUUAAUGACUCCACAAAGAAACCAGUGAAUAUCUCUACCCACCUUACCAUCACCGACAGAAGAUAUGGGGGUGAAGCAGAGUACAGAUGUGAGGCAGAGCUGGACCUGGGACCAGAGGGACCAAAACCUUCUGCCUUGUCAUCAAAGCCUCUUAAUUUUACUGUUUACUCUCCCACAAACAAGUCAACAACACCCACAGCUAAGUCCUUAACCACCACAGUGACACCAUCUCCAACCACCUCUGGAAAUACCAAGAGAACCUUCGCUCCUCCUGCUGCCUGGGACGCAAAGUGGGAUGAACCAUUCAAUUAUGACUACUGCUUCCUCCGUGUUGUUGGUCUGUCUAUCGCUGCAGUGCUCUUCAUCCUGGGUAUUAUGGUCAUUAGCUGUGGUAAAGUAUGCCGGAUGCCUAGGUGUCAUGUGGGCACAGGGAAGUCGUACCAAGUGGCCAGAGAGUAGUGAGGGGACAGACGUGUUACUGAGUGGCCUCAAGACACCAGGCACUCAUGUUUCUAUGUAUAUUUUCAAAUGCUUACAAAAUGUUACAGAAUACAUACCGUAGAUGUUACAUGGCUCAGAGGCGCCCCCAAGAGCACUGGAAGCGGUACUGAUCCUUUUAUGUCUCAGAUAUUCCAGAGAUGGCAAUUUCAUGCCCAGCUUUUCACAUAUCAUCGUGUAGAUUUUAUCUGUAGAUUUGUCACCAACGUGGAUGACAUUUUCUCUAAUAAAUCACAUACAUGUCC